Actinia tenebrosa (Australian red waratah sea anemone) is the source of this 501-nucleotide messenger RNA. RefSeq lists its product as uncharacterized. NCBI's taxonomy places the organism in Eukaryota, Metazoa, Cnidaria, Anthozoa, Actiniaria, Actiniidae. The record is from RefSeq and is a predicted model, not a curated record.
UUAAAAGCUCGAAAAUGGUUCACUAUUGUUGCGUGUUCAAUUGUUAUAAUAGUUCAAACGAUACGACGCUUUCAUUUCAUGGAUUCCCAAAAGACAAAAGUCUUCAAAAGAAGUGGACGUCAAGAAUAAAGAGAGAUCCAAGUAAAGACUUCAGGAUAACACCCAGCACAAAAGUUUGCUCUUCACAUUUUUUAGAUACGGACUACAAGUUCUUAGACAGCAAAUCUAGACGACUGAAGGAAGAAGCAUGUCCCUCGAUUUUUUCSUGGUCCAAAACAGAGAGCAAUGAAAGACCUCUAUCAGUCAGAAGAGAACAACUUCAAAGGAAAAGAGAAAUGCUUAAAGAUGAAGAAACAGAAUCAGCCUCUGAAGGAGAAGGAUUUUAUGAUAUGGCUUCAGAAUCUACAGCAAAUCGUGGCAAUCAAACAGAUUUGGACAUCCCAUGUUCUCACCAACUAUCAAUAAAAAUGUUAAAAACAAGGUGCCCUACUUCCAAAAAAG